CAGUAGAGCGGUGUAAAAGAAAAUUAUUGUUUCUGCUGUAGAGACGCAGAAGUGUUUACGUUCGACAAUGAGUGGAAGAGGCAAAACCGGCGGUAAGACCAGAGCGAAGGCUAAGACUCGCUCCUCCAGAGCAGGGCUGCAGUUCCCCGUCGGUCGUGUUCACAGGCUUCUCCGCAAAGGAAACUACGCCGAGCGCGUCGGUGCCGGUGCUCCGGUUUAUCUGGCCGCUGUGCUCGAGUAUCUGACGGCUGAGAUCCUGGAGUUGGCUGGAAACGCCGCUCGGGACAACAAGAAGACCCGUAUCAUCCCCCGUCACCUGCAGCUGGCGGUGCGCAACGACGAGGAGCUGAACAAACUCCUGGGCCGAGUGACCAUCGCUCAGGGCGGCGUGCUGCCCAACAUCCAGGCCGUGCUGCUGCCCAAGAAGACCGAGAAAGCCGCAAAGUCCAAAUAAACAGAUUGUGUGAAACCAAAAGGCUCUUUUAAGAGCCACCCAUUUUAUCUACCAGAGAGCGUUUUUCUGUUAGUCUGUUUUAUCAGGAUACAAUAAAAAUAAAAACUUUUUAGUCAAACUGUAUCUUGAGUUUAGGUAAUUGUAAAUGGAAUUACCAGAUGGAUAAUACUUUGCACAGCCAUUUCA
Onychostoma macrolepis is the source of this 640-nucleotide messenger RNA. RefSeq names its product histone H2A-like. The transcript has a single exon. The record is from RefSeq and is a predicted model, not a curated record. Bases 68 to 454 code for a protein of 128 amino acids. NCBI's taxonomy places the organism in Eukaryota, Metazoa, Chordata, Actinopteri, Cypriniformes, Cyprinidae. Gene Ontology annotation, molecular function: protein heterodimerization activity; DNA binding; structural constituent of chromatin. Gene Ontology annotation, cellular component: nucleosome.